GGUCUCCUUGCUCCUUUGCGCGCUUUAAAAGAGAGAUCCGGGCGGUCUCGUUUCAUAGAUUUCCAAACUUCCGACACUCGUCCGAAGCUUUCUUUCUUUCCAAGAAUCCGAUCAGAGGCAGCGAGCGAGAGAUCUCCUCGCUCUCUCUGCCCCUUCUCUCUUUUUCGUUCUCUGCUCUUUGGAUCGGAUCGGAGCUUUUUCUUCGCGUUGAAGAUGGGGUUCGUGUCUUUCGCUGGGAGAGUCCUUUUUGCCUCCGUUUUCCUCCUCUCCGCAUACCAGGAGUUCAAUGAAUUUGGAGUUGAUGGUGGGCCAGCGGCCAAGGCCUUGGGGCCGAAAUUCAACCUUCUCAUGAAACAUGUUUCAACCCAUCUUGGGGUAGUAGUGCCACAUGUUGAGAUGAAACAUGUUGUUUCUGCCACCAUAUUUCUGAAAGGGCUUGGAGGUCUUCUGUUCAUCUUCAGCAGCUCCUUUGGAGCAUAUCUCUUGCUUCUUUACCUGGCAUUUAUUACUCCUGUGGUGUAUGACUUCUACAACUAUGACAUGGAGAGGCCAGAGUUUGUGCAGCUUUUCGUCAAGUUUGCUCAGAAUUUGGCUCUCUUUGGUGCACUACUCUUUUUCCUGGGGAUGAAGAACUCCAUCCCAAAACGGCAGCCCAAGAAGAAGGUUCCCAAAUCAAAAACAAAUUAAGUUGAACGGUUGGUGGUGCAUGCAGUGUAGGUUGGUGGGAGUCAGGUAAUUGUCGGUCUCUACACACAAUGAAGCUACAGCAGCCAUGUCGUCCUUGUUACGUGCUUAAAGUCUAUCAGAUUCCAUUUGGGGGUGCACUGCCCUUUUGAGACGUCGAUGGCGGAUUUAGAUGUUUGUGUUUCUAUUGUAUUAUUAUCUCUGGAGAGGUUUGUUCCAGAGAUUAGCUCUUUCUUUGUUGAAGCACUUGCAUAGUUGAGUUUCUUUCGCAACUUAAUUUAAUUACAGUGUUCAAAUUGUUUUUAUUGACCUGUUUUGUUAUUGACCCUAAUAGCUUCUGUGGAAUGCGCAUCAACACCCACCAAGAUUGAAAGCAAUACCUGAACUUCUAGAUC
Molecule: messenger RNA, 1079 nt
Organism: Elaeis guineensis (African oil palm)
Lineage: Eukaryota; Viridiplantae; Streptophyta; Magnoliopsida; Arecales; Arecaceae
Source: RefSeq, a predicted model, not a curated record